AUGGACCGUACUCUGGAGAAGCUGAAUUCACGACAAUGCACUUUACCACCGCUUAGGUUGCUAAACCAGGCAAGACGUCGCGGUCCCAGUCGCAGCUCAAAUUUUGCAUGCGAUACAAUUAACGAUCUUCCAACCAACAACUCGAGCAGUCCUGCAACAGAAGGCUUGUUAACAACAGAGCCAUCCCACUCCCUCUGGUACACCUCCUCUCGCAACCCUCUCGCAUCCUCAACCUCCAGUCUCCUCUCAGCCUUCGAUCCAUCCUCCUCUUCCACUUCCCCAGAGGGUCUGAUUACUACCAACUCACAAACCAGCAACGUUAUCCCUGGAACGACCACCGGCAGCAAUCACGUCCACGGCCACAACAGCCGAAAUGCCUCCCGCAACAUUCAAGCCGCCAUCAUCGAGCGCUCCCUGCUCGGCCGCCUUCGCGCCGACGAGACGUACAUGGAGCGCCGCAAGGCCAACGUGAGCAACCUGGGUAGUACCUGGCUGAAGCCACUUGGCGUGAGCAAGACGUUGUUCCAGAUGCGCGAGGAGGAGCGCGAGAGGCAGGAGCACGAAGAGGCGAUGCGGCGCGAGGAGAUGCUGGCUGGGGAGCUGGCGGAGGCGGAAGCGGCUGCUGCUGCUGCUGCUGCUGCUGCCGGUGAUGGUAACAUCGGUGCUGUUGUUGGUGUUGGUGAUGGGAAUGGGACUACGGUGUUGGAGGAGGUUGCUGGCGUGGAGGGAAGGGACGUGGGAAAUACGAAUAGAAUUUUUGGUGGUGCUAAUGAUGGUGACAUGGAAUUGAUGGGGGGUGAUGAUGACAUGGAUGAGAUGGGAGGAAGGGAUUUGGACGAGGACAUUCCGGAUGCGGACGAGGGUGGAUUUGGAUAUGAUGGGGCUAGCGAUGAUGACGACGAAGAAGACGAGCAAGAAGAGGAGGAGAAUGAUCAAGCAGAGGAAGAAGAAGAAGAAGAAGAAGCCACCACCGAACGAAACACCACCACCGGCGAUCAUGGGAACGACGACGAAGACACAGUCGAAGCCCCACAAGCAGCAUCAACAGCAACGGGCACCGGCUCCUCCAUCCUCCAUCCCCGCGGGCGCAACGACAACAGCAAUAUUCACCAGCAGCAACAGCAACAGCGCGAGCUAGCCAAUGUGCGUGCCAACGAAGAACGCAUGCGCGAGAUGAUGGCCCGCGGUGGUCUCCGGCCCACGCACGUCAAUCUAGCCGAUGGCGCCGCAGACGAAGACGACGACAUCGACGAGGAAGACCAAGCCCACAUGCUAGAAGAGGACGACAUCAUCGGCACUCACAACAGCGGAGAAUAUGCGGACGAAGACGGAGGCAUGACGGACGACAGUCUAGGCAUGAACGCCAACCUAGAUGACGACAUUCCAGAGGCGGACGAGGAGCAUGCACAAAGCGGUUUCUAUGAGCAUACCGAUUCCGAGGCGGAGCUUCUUGACAGCAGUGAUAACGAGGGAGGACAAGAGCAAGUCGGUACAGGUGCAGGCAUCGGCAUAAGCAGCAGUGGUAACGGUGGUAACAUGAGCGGCAGUCACAGACGCGCUCACCGGGUUAGCUACGGACCCGGUUCGGCAGCGGGAUCAGCGCGGGGCCAGCAUCGCCGCGAAUCGCUGCCGAGACAGCAGCAGCAGCAGCAGCAGCAGCGGUUGUUGAGGACUAGUCUUGCGGGAAAUGCCAGGCGGAGCACAAUUGGAGCGCCAAGGAGCAGUCUGGAUAUCAGUGGGCUGUUGUCUGUUGAUGAGAGUAGUCCCAUGAUGAGAAGCAGUCCAAGGGUGAGGAGGCUGCACUAGAAUGAAGGUCCAUGAUGGUUCGGAAAUAGAAACAAGGGAGGAUCAAAACUGAGGAGUUCUGGUAGGAACGGUCGGCAAGCAUCAUUCAAUAACAGGUCGUUUGAGUCUGGCGCAUGGAGUCUUGGGAUCAUGGCAGUAUGGGUAGCUACUUGGUGGCUUUAGAAGCAGGAUUGAAUAGAUAAUGUCCGUCAAAAGACAACUUUGAUCUUCGUUACAGCAUUGGUCUGGUCUAUGCAGUGGUAGUGUACACGCAGUUCUGAUUAGAUGUAUGUUAUACCCUCAAUGAUUAUCCACUUCACGUCUGUGGGAGCCCAUAUAUAGCUUCAUGAUGGAUCAGUGGAUUAAAAGAGAUAAUUGAACCUAAUUGGUUGGAGAACGGAUUAGGAAGAAUUAAAAUAAAUAGAAAAAAAAAA
Molecule: messenger RNA, 2219 nt
Organism: Neurospora hispaniola
Lineage: Eukaryota; Fungi; Ascomycota; Sordariomycetes; Sordariales; Sordariaceae
Product: Apc15p protein-domain-containing protein
Exons: 3
Coding region: 1-1806 (601 amino acids)
Biological process (GO): anaphase-promoting complex-dependent catabolic process
Cellular component (GO): anaphase-promoting complex
Source: RefSeq, a predicted model, not a curated record